This is a messenger RNA of Laetiporus sulphureus 93-53, 1538 nucleotides long. RefSeq names its product ATP-dependent protein binding protein. NCBI's taxonomy places the organism in Eukaryota, Fungi, Basidiomycota, Agaricomycetes, Polyporales, Laetiporaceae. Gene Ontology annotation, biological process: modification-dependent protein catabolic process; protein ubiquitination. Gene Ontology annotation, cellular component: cytoplasm; nucleus. The transcript is spliced from 8 exons. Bases 54 to 1427 code for a protein of 457 amino acids. Gene Ontology annotation, molecular function: protein tag activity; ubiquitin protein ligase binding. The record is from RefSeq and is a predicted model, not a curated record.
ACCACCACUACCUCCAUCGCUCUCUCACACCAUCAAUCUAACUCUUUACAACCAUGCAGAUCUUCGUGAAGACUCUCACCGGGAAGACCAUCACGCUCGAGGUCGAGUCCUCGGAUACCAUUGACAACGUCAAGGCCAAGAUCCAGGAUAAGGAGGGAAUCCCCCCUGAUCAGCAGCGCCUGAUCUUCGCUGGCAAGCAGCUUGAGGAUGGUCGCACUCUCUCGGACUACAACAUCCAGAAGGAGAGCACGCUCCACCUUGUUCUCCGUCUCCGUGGCGGUAUGCAGAUCUUUGUCAAGACCCUCACGGGUAAGACCAUCACCCUCGAGGUUGAGUCCUCAGACACCAUCGACAACGUGAAGGCGAAGAUCCAGGACAAGGAGGGCAUUCCUCCGGACCAGCAGCGUCUCAUCUUUGCUGGGAAGCAACUCGAGGAUGGCCGCACCCUCUCUGACUAUAACAUCCAGAAGGAGAGCACCCUCCACCUUGUACUCCGUCUUCGUGGUGGUAUGCAGAUCUUCGUCAAGACAUUGACCGGCAAGACGAUUACCCUCGAAGUCGAGUCGUCUGACACGAUCGACAACGUGAAGGCAAAGAUUCAGGACAAGGAGGGUAUCCCUCCAGACCAGCAGCGUCUCAUCUUCGCCGGGAAGCAACUCGAGGAUGGUCGCACCCUUUCCGACUAUAACAUCCAGAAGGAGAGCACCCUCCACCUUGUCCUCCGUCUUCGUGGUGGUAUGCAGAUUUUCGUCAAGACUUUGACUGGAAAGACGAUUACCCUCGAGGUCGAGUCGUCUGACACUAUCGACAACGUGAAGGCCAAGAUUCAGGACAAGGAAGGCAUUCCUCCGGACCAGCAGCGUCUUAUCUUUGCCGGCAAGCAAUUGGAGGAUGGCCGUACGCUUUCCGAUUACAACAUUCAGAAGGAGAGCACUCUUCACCUCGUCCUCCGUCUCCGUGGUGGAAUGCAGAUCUUCGUCAAGACGCUGACGGGUAAGACGAUCACCCUCGAGGUCGAGUCGUCCGACACCAUCGACAACGUCAAGGCAAAGAUCCAGGACAAGGAGGGCAUCCCGCCAGAUCAGCAGCGUCUUAUCUUUGCUGGCAAGCAGCUGGAGGAUGGCCGUACUCUUUCUGACUACAACAUCCAGAAGGAGAGCACUCUUCACCUUGUCCUCCGUCUCCGUGGUGGAAUGCAGAUCUUCGUCAAGACGCUGACGGGUAAGACUAUCACUCUUGAGGUGGAGUCGUCCGACACGAUCGACAACGUCAAAGCGAAGAUCCAGGACAAGGAGGGCAUCCCACCCGACCAGCAGCGCCUGAUUUUCGCGGGUAAGCAGCUGGAGGACGGUCGCACUCUUUCGGAUUACAACAUCCAGAAGGAAAGCACGCUCCACUUGGUGCUGCGUCUCCGUGGCGGCCAGUGAGCGCUGUCGCCUGUUGUAGUUAGAUGUACGAGGUUUCUUCUUGAUCAUCGUUGUACUGUCAUUGUUGUAUUGUGCGCAUUCUCAUAGUAUAUGAUCCACGACGCUCGGUCG